AUGGACACACUCGCUCCCUACCUCCGUCAAGCUACAUCCCUCUCUACACUCCACAUCUUCAGCUACGGUAUCCUCAGCGGCACAACCAUCUGGCAUACCUUCAUCAAUGGACCCCUCGCCUACAAGACCCUUCCCAGACAACAAUUCGGCGCCCUCCAAAAGCGCCUCUUCCCAACCUUCUUCACGCUACAGACUGUGACGGGUGCAUUUUGUGCCUGGACAAGCUACAUCGCACCGGCAUCGACGUGGAAUGAAGUCGUUGCCCUCUCUGUUGUGGCGACAUCGGGUCUCCUCAACUUGCUCCUGAUCGGGCCCUGGACAACACGAAUCAUGGAUGAGCGUCAUAAGCUCGAACGCUCUACCAAUACAAAAUACACAGAUACGGACAUCUCACCAGACAUGUCAAGGUUGAAUUUGCGCUUUGGUAUCGCGCACAGCGUGAGCUCAAUCGUCAAUUUGGCAGCGCUGGGUGGGAUUCUUGCACAAACGGUUCAUCUUGGUGCACGUCUCCACGACUAG
Molecule: messenger RNA, 519 nt
Organism: Protomyces lactucae-debilis
Lineage: Eukaryota; Fungi; Ascomycota; Taphrinomycetes; Taphrinales; Protomycetaceae
Exons: 1
Coding region: 1-519 (172 amino acids)
Source: RefSeq, a predicted model, not a curated record